Molecule: messenger RNA, 1323 nt
Organism: Thyridium curvatum
Lineage: Eukaryota; Fungi; Ascomycota; Sordariomycetes; Thyridiales; Thyridiaceae
Exons: 3
Coding region: 1-1323 (440 amino acids)
Biological process (GO): GPI anchor biosynthetic process
Cellular component (GO): endoplasmic reticulum membrane; mannosyltransferase complex
Molecular function (GO): GPI mannosyltransferase activity; alpha-1,6-mannosyltransferase activity
Source: RefSeq, a predicted model, not a curated record
AUGCUCGGCCGCUGGGACACCCACCCCCUGACCGACCUGACGGGCCUCUUCGUCGCCUGGAAGGCCUUCCUGCUGGCCAUCGCCGCUGGGACCUCGGUGGGGCCCAGAUACGAUACCUCCGGCAGCCUCCUCGACCUCGGCCGCCAUGGGGCGCCGGCCUUGCCCCUCCUCGUCCAGAGGCUGAUGAGCUGGGACGCCUUCUACUUUGUCCAGACUGCCCGCCGCGGCUACCUCUUUGAGCAGGAAUGGGCCUUUGGCACCGGCCUGCCCAUCCUCAUAAACUCCAUCCAGAAAGGGCUCGGCUUCUUCGGCCUGGGCCGGGACGCGGUCGACGCAGCGGUCGUCGCCGUCGCCGUCGCCAACCUGUCGCACCUCCUGGCCGUCCUGGCCCUGUACCGGCUCGCCAAGGUCCUGACCCGCGGCGACCGGAAGCUGGCCUUCGUCGCCGCCUGCCUGCACGUGCUGUCCCCGGCCGGCGUCUUCCUGUGCGCGCCCUACGCCGAGAGCACCUUCGCCCUGCUCACCUUCGCGGGCUACCUGGCCUUCUGCGCCGGCGUCCUGAGCGGCUCGUGCGCGGCGCGCGCGGCGCUGACCGUCGCCUCGGGCGCCCUCUUCGGCCUGGCCACGGCCUUCCGCUCCAACGGCGUGCUCAACGGCGUGCUCUUCGCCGUCUUCGCCCUCGACGCCGCCGGGCGGCUCGUGCGCAAGAGGCCGUCGUCCCGGUCCCUGCCGGCGCUCGUCGACCUGGCCGCCCUCGGCCUCGGCGGGGUCCUGGUGGCCGCGGGCACCGUCGCGCCGCAGUACGUCGCCUACCGGCGGUUCUGCGUCCAAGGGGCCGCCUCCUCCGCGCUGGGCGCGAGGGAGUGGUGCGGCCACCGCGUGCCGAGCAUCUACCACUUUGUGCAGGAAUACUACUGGGACAACGGCUUCCUCCGGUACUGGAAGACAUCCAACAUCCCCCUCUUCGUCAUGGCCGGCCCCACGGUCCUCGUCCUCCUCCGGUCCGGCGUCGUCACCCUCUCCCAGCCGAGGGCGGCGGAGGGCGGCCGCCCCCCCCGCGAGGCGCAGCAGCUCCUCGACGUGCUCUGGUGCAUGGCCGCCUCGCAGGUCGCGCUCGCCGUGCUCGCCGUGCUCAACCACCACGUCCAGAUCGUCGCGCGCAUCUCGUCCGGCCUGCCGCUGUGGUACCUGUGGCUCGCCCGGCGCGUCCUCCUCGAGGCCAAGGCGGGGCGGCCCGCCGCCGCCAACAACAUGGUCAUGUUCAUGCUCAUGUACGCCCCCAUCCAGGCUGCUCUAUUCGGCGCUUUUCUCCCCCCGGCCUAG